Molecule: messenger RNA, 4070 nt
Organism: Peromyscus maniculatus bairdii (prairie deer mouse)
Lineage: Eukaryota; Metazoa; Chordata; Mammalia; Rodentia; Cricetidae
Source: RefSeq, a predicted model, not a curated record
UGUACUUCUGUUUCAGAAGGAAAAGGAGGACACCUCUGCAGUGACAGGUCUCAGCUCACACUAGAAAUGCUGAUCUGGUUAAUCCAUCAGUGUCCAGCUCUGUGGACCACAAAGAGCUAUAGCACAAUGCUUCCACUUUGCAGGGCGUGAGGCAGCAUGGGAAAGAGGAGUCCGGAAUUGGCGAGCUCACACUCAGCAGGAGGUGUGAGGGCAGGAGCAUCUGGUAAAUUGUCAUCCUGGGGACCUCAGAAUACCCAACUGGAAGCAGAAAUCAAAGAUGGUUCUCAGUACAGAAGAAAUCGGGAGCUCUACUUCCUUAGCCUCACCCAGUGACCCAUUGCCCAGUGGAGAGACUGACCUAGGAGAGAAAACCCAGGAGUCCCUGAACAACCUCUGCAGGCAGUAUGAGGAGAAGGUGCGGCCCUGCAUCGACCUCAUCGACUCCCUGCGGGCCCUGGGUGUGGAGCAGGACCUGGCCCUGCCUGCCAUUGCAGUCAUUGGGGACCAGAGCUCAGGGAAGAGCUCUGUGCUGGAAGCACUGUCAGGAGUGGCCCUCCCCAGAGGCAGUGGCAUUGUAACCAGAUUCCCUGUGCUGCUAAAAUUGAAGAAGCUGGAGCAGGGAGAGGAAUGGCGAGGCAAGGUCACCUAUGAUGGCAUCGAAGUGGAGCUCUCUGAUCCCUCAGAGGUGGAAGAUGCCAUCAACAAAGGUCAGAACUUCAUUGCUGGGUUAAAGUUGGAGAUCAGUGAUAAGCUCAUUAGCCUAUAUGUCAGCUCCCCAAAUGUCCCAGACCUGACCUUGAUUGAUCUGCCUGGAAUCAGCAGGGGGGAUGUGAGCAAUCAAUCUGCAGACAUUGGACAGCAGAUCAAGAGACUCAUCAAGACAUACAUCCAAAAACAGGAGACCAUCAACCUGGUAGUGGUCCCCAGUAAUGUGGACAUCGCCACCACGGAGGCAUUGAGCAUGGCUCAGGAGGUGGAUCCUGAAGGGGACAGGACCAUAGGGAUCUUGACCAAGCCCGAUCUUGUGGACAGAGGAACUGAAGACAAGGUCGUUGAUGUGGUGCGGAACCUGGUGUACCACCUGAAGAAGGGCUACAUGAUAGUCAAGUGCAGGGAUCAGCAGGACAUCCAGGAAAAGAUGACACUGACUGAGGCCCUUGAGAAGGAGCAAGCCUUCUUCAAGGAGCACCCUCACUUCAGCGUUCUUCUGGAGGAUGGGAAGGCCACAGUGCCCCUUCUGGCAGAGAGACUGACCACGGAGCUCAUCUCACACAUCUGUAAAUCUCUGCCUUUGUUAGAAAAUCAAAUAAAGAAGUGUCACCAGACUGCAAGUGAGGAGCUGCAGAAGUAUGGUGCAGACAUACCAGAGGAUGACAAUGAGAAAACUUUCUUCCUGAUUGAAAAAAUCAACACUUUUAACCAGGACAUCACUGCCAUAGUACAAGGGGAGGAAAAUGUGGAGGAGGGAGAAUGUUGCCUGUUCACCAGGAUCCUAGAUGAGUUCUUAUUGUGGAGUAAGGAGAUAGAAAAUAUUUCCCAAAACAGUGAGUAUCUUGUUCAAUCUGGGUUGCCAUCCUUAACAAUCUUACACUCCAUUGUUAUAGACAAUAGACCAUCACUCACAGUUCUGGUUCCUUAGGAGGUCCUAGGUCAAGGCACCAGAUGUGACUAGUGAGGUCUCCAUCUCUGCUCCCAAGAUGAUAUCUAUCCUGAUCCUCAUGUGUGGAGGAUGAGAGACAGUUUUCUCUGGCAUCUGUUAUGAGGACACACAUACCCUCUGUGAGGAUGGAACUCUCAUGUCCUACUAACUUCUUAAAUGCCAACCUUUCAGUGCCAUUACACUAGGAAUGAAGUUCAACUUACAAAAUUCAGUAAGACACCAGAUAGGGAACUGUCAACAACUUACAAAAUUCAGUAAGACACCAGAUAGGGAACUGUCAACAAAUCAAAGUACAGGUGCUAGCCAAGAUCAAGUUGGUGAACUAAUGAGUUUUCUUGGGUUGAUUUUCAGGAAUACGGGUGAGGAGUUACUUACAGGCAUAGAAAUGACUCAAAGACAGCUGUAAUCUCAGAGCCCACUCCAGCAUGGGUGAUGGUUCAUGAAAUCUGGAGCACAGGGCACAGACUAUAGGCAGCCUAACAGGUUAGCGAGGAAGUUCAGGGUUGUUCAAUUGGUCUGAGCCUCUGCCAGGCAGCUUAACUAGUCUCUGCUUCUUCCAGGCAGCUCAGCCUCUCUGAGAGUGAGUCUCAGAAGUCCCUAUUGUUUAUAGACACUUGAGGAGAAGGCUUGGUGAAUCUAGUCAGUUUCAGGGACUUUCUGAAGUCGCUGAGUUGUUGACUUCCUGAGUUUAAGGAGCUUCCCAGGAGGAUGUAGUUGUUUUCACCUCCUUUCUAACUUCCUGUGCCUUCAGGAGCAUCCCUCAAAAUGGAAAGUUUUAAUCUUAGAUGAAACUGCUGCCUGUCCAGGGACUUAAUCCUGGGUCAUCUUACUGUGUUUCUUUAUGGCAAUGAGAAGAUUAUACAAGUGCAGGCAGCACCCCACCUCAUCUUCAUAGCUUCAAAAUCUGAAGCAGGGAGAAAGUACUCUAAAUCUGUUCUUUGAUCACAUCUGUGCUGAGAAAGCUGCCAUGGUGGAGGGGAAUUUCAAGAGACUUUGCCUUCCCUAAAGGGCCUUGAUGAAAACAUAGAAUUGGUUUGAACCAACCAGAGGUUUUGACAAACAGCUUCCCUUGGCUGUGAGUGACAGAUGUACAAAGUGGAGUGUUCUAUCUCCUGCAGGCUACAUGAAGAAUCCGUUAGCCACUAAUGGAGCGUAUGUCAGGUGGUCAAGUUGGGUAGCAAUGUGCCUUUGUAGAGACCCUUAUGAGACACUUACUUAAGGCUGUGACUCCCCAUGUCCCCACAGUGCCCACCACUUCUGCCUUACUCACCACUACUAAGUCCAGACUGCUGAAGCUGACACUAUAAGCCCUGCAGUGUGUCCUCACUCCAGGGUAGAGUCAAUGUCCUGUUUCAAAACUUAGAAGUGCCUGCCAUUAUAUCUGAUAGAGGGGGCCAAGAGACCAGAAUAAGACGCAGCUUUACAAAUCCAAGGUACAACAACUGGAUCUAAUUAGAAAACGGUGAAAACACUAUAAAGAUGUUUUUCUAAAAAGAAGAUAUACAAAUGACUAACAGGGGUUGGGGACUUAGCUCAGUGGUGGAGCGCUUGCAUAGCAAGCACAAGGCCCUGGCUGGGUUCGGUUCUCAGCUCUGAAAAAAAAAAAGACCAACAAAACACUCAAAGUCUGCAUGGCCUGUGGGCAUCAGAAAUGCAAAUGAAAACACAGGGAUAAUUCCUGUCCCAGACCCUAGGGAAGUUAGAAUCAGAAAGGCAGACACUGGCAGGUGCUGGAGAAGAGGCAGGAGGAAGGAACCCAUGGUCACUGCUAGGGAACAUGAAAUGGUACAGCUGCUGUGGGUUACAGCAGUGAGCCCUCAGAGAGGCAAAUACAGGAUGCCCACUUCCACUCCUUUUCUUCUACAAUAAUAAAACAGUCAAACGUGCAAGUCCUCUUACCCUGAACCUGGCAUCACCUCCCCAUGUCUUCACAAGUCCUCUACUCUGGAUAUUUAUGUGUCCUUGUCAGCCCCUGUAAGGACACAAGAUACAGUGGAUUAGAGACCACCCUAAGAGACUCCUUUCUACUUAGUAAUCUUUUAAAAACCUCAUCUGCAAAUAGUCCCCUCCUGAGGUUCUGGGUGGUUAGGACCACAGCACAAGCAUUAUCAGGGAAGCAAUUCAGCUCUUAGCAUCUCUCAAUGCAGUAUUUUAACCCAAGAAAGGCACAGAAGAAAUGUAGAUACAAGGUACAAGGCUGGUGAGCCUUGAUGACAGGAUACUGAGUGAAAGCCAGCAGGUCAGUCACAGUGGCCUGUAGUAUGUGAUUCCAUUUCAGAAACACCCAGAGUACAUACAUGGUGUGGACAGAGCAGAGCAGGGGCUGCAGGGUUGGAGAGAGGGCAGAAAGGGAGGCACUGACUGCUGGUGAGAGCAGCAGAUCCUGGAGGUGACAGAAACUUCACUGAAU